AUGGUGUUUUACUUCCAAUAUGAAAAGGCGAGGUUGGAACGAAAAAGAAUUGUGGAAAUGAGCAAAGGCUAUGGCAAGCCGAAAGUUGGCGGUCCUUUCACAUUGAAAGACGUCAACGGGAAUGACUUCACCGAGAAGGACCUAUUAGGAAAAUAUUCUUUGAUAUAUUUCGGAUUCAGCCACUGUCCAGAUAUUUGCCCCGACGAACUCGACAAGAUGGGGGAAGCCCUCGACAUCAUACAAGAGAGGGAGCCAAACUCGGUGCGGCCUAUCUUCAUCUCUUGCGAUCCCAACCGUGAUACUCCAGAAGUCCUCCGGGCCUACCUUGCCGAAUUUCACCCUGCGAUAUUGGGUCUGGCUGGCACCUGGCAGCAGACAAAAGAUGUAUGCAAACAAUACCGAGUAUAUUUCUCCACGCCCCCCGAGUUGACGCCGGGCGAAGAAGAUUACUUGGUGGAUCACAGCAUCUAUUUUUAUGUGAUGGACCCGGAGGGUGACUUUGUGGAGUGUAUUGGCAGACAAGAUACGCCCGAGAGUGCCGCAGCGAUUGUGCUCCAGCACGUUCGGGAUUGGAAGAAAGAAGGCAAGCCCAUCGACAGAACGCUUCUUCCAUAUCUCAGCGAGAAGCAGUCUCCUUCGAGCGCCACCAAAUGA
Messenger RNA from Capronia epimyces CBS 606.96, 654 nucleotides. RefSeq lists its product as uncharacterized. The record is from RefSeq and is a predicted model, not a curated record. Bases 1 to 654 code for a protein of 217 amino acids. NCBI's taxonomy places the organism in Eukaryota, Fungi, Ascomycota, Eurotiomycetes, Chaetothyriales, Herpotrichiellaceae. The transcript is spliced from 2 exons. Gene Ontology annotation, biological process: intracellular copper ion homeostasis; mitochondrial respiratory chain complex IV assembly. Gene Ontology annotation, cellular component: mitochondrial inner membrane. Gene Ontology annotation, molecular function: copper chaperone activity; copper ion binding.